AUGGUUUACCACGGCGGCAUGGCCAGCCCGCCGCCGAGCGAUGGCCUCGUCCCCGCCUCCUCGCCCACGCUCCCCUCAUCACCACCCCCGCGAAACGUUCGAAAGGAAAAACGCAAGGCCAUCCUGACGCCUCGGAAGUUCACGCGGUUCUUCACACCGCGCGGCAUGUCCUCUCAGAGCUCGAGGCCGGUCCUCGCCGAGAUGGGCGGGCCUGCGAUUAACGCACAGCAGACGCCACCACGAUCCAGUCUGGGAGCUCCGGAACCGAUUUCACCGACAUCGACUUCGAGCCUGCUGUCGGCUUUUGGUAGCGAGGACGGGCCAAAAAAGAGGAAGAGGGGCGUUGUUCAUGCGAUUCCCAUGAAGUUGCCGCUGCCGGCCCGCGGAUCGAGUACGAAACUGUCAAGAACACAAUUGGAGGAUUUGGAGGACGAUGAGGCGCCCCUUGGUAGAAGUCCUCUCGCGAGGUCACUGUUGGAGAAUGUUGAGAACGUGGAGGACCAGGCGAUUGGUUCGCCUGAUGUGCACUCUCCCACUGGCCCUGAGCUGCCGCCCUUGGGAAGAAAAUAUCCGACUGGACCGCAGACAUCACCGGAUGAGUUUGCGCGGAAGCUCAGCUCCUUGACUGCCAGCAACUUUGCGACUGCGGCAUACGAGGGUCUGAGGCCAAGGUCUACCCUGAUUGAUUAUUUCAAGUGCAACCGCGCGGGUGUCCAGGCGUCUGGAAAAGGAAAGCCGCUGUCGUCUCUUACAAAGCCCCUUCAUCCUUCCAAGGAGAAAUCUCCUGUGAUCAAACUUCGCAAUCGCGGAUUCGAGGCUCAACUGCUGCUUCGCGAACAGGGGAGCACCCCCCGGCCAGGUCGGCAACAUCUCGAGUAUCCUGCAUUUGAUUCACGAGCUACAACUGCAUCUUUCUGGAGCAAGGGUACCGAUACACACAUGAUCAACGCGCAUCUGACUCAAUCGAAUACUAUUCCUUUCAGUCUGGCGAGCUGUCACAAUGCCCCUCUUACAGCAAUCGGCGAUGAGGAGGGUUUCAUCCGUUUCUUCGACACCACCACAACUCAAGCAGGAGAGGCCCCCAAAGCCAAGGUCGACAUCAUCAUGCAGGGCCAUGAAAAUGCCAUUAUGGACCUCGCCUUCUCAGAUGAUGACCUCCGCCUCGUGAGCGCCUGUGGCGACCGCUCCGGCAAGAUCUUCGACGUCAUGACCCAGUCCGUCGCCGCCGAGCUCAACGGUGGUCAUUUCCAGUCAAUGCGCCGCGUCGAGUUCCAACCAGGGAGGGCGAAUGGAAGCGUAAUAGCAACGUCCGACCGAGACGGCAAGAUUCAAAUCUGGGACCUCCGCUGUUGCGCCGCCCCGGCCGCCGCCUUCUCCACCCGCGGCCCGGAAGGCGUCUUCCACAGGAAUCGCAGCCUCUCGCCCCUCUGGGCGCGAACAACGAACACCAUCGACGGCGCCCACGCCCGAACCGUCGAGGGUAUCACGUCGCCCGCGUCAGUCACGGCCCUGCAGUACAUGCCCCCGGGCCGCGAGCACCUCCUCCUGUCCGCCUCCGAAGCAAACGCCUGCAUCAAGCUAUGGGACACCCGCUACAUCACACCCCGGAACCGCCCCGACGCAACUCCCCUGGCGGUGACUGCCGAGCCCGCAACCCACCGAUGGCGCCCCUACGGCCUCACCUCGCUCGCCCUCAGCAGCGACGCCGCCCGCUUAUACGCCGUCUGCAAGGACAACACCGUCUACGCCUACUCCACCUCCCACCUCAUGCUCGGCCACGCUCCAGAACUCUCCGACCGUCCUCCGCGUCAAAAGGCCGGCACAGCCGCGCAAGGUCUCGGGCCCCUGUACGGCUUCAAGCACGACAUGUUCCACGUCAAGUCGUUCUACGUGCGCUGCGCCGUCCGCCCCGUCUCUAUCACCGGUACUGAACUCCUGGCUGUCGGAAGCGAUAAGUGCGCCCUCCUCUUCCCGACCGACGAGCGUGCGAUGAGAGAGCACUGGGACACUCAAAGUCACCUCCCGGCCGCUGCCGAGCCCACAACCGCCGCCGCCGGCGGCAACUCCAAAGCGACGACCGGCCAGGUGCCCAUCGUCAGAAACGGCACGCCCCUGAUCCGCGGUCACCGCCGUGAAGUCACGGGGCUGAGCUGGACCAACGAGGGCAAGCUCGUCACCAUCUCGGACGACUACAUGGCGCGGCACUGGCAAGAGGGCGACGACAACAGCGUCGACGCCGCCAACGGGUGCGGUUCGGCGUGGGACCUCCGCACGGGCGGGGAGUUUGGAGGAAGACGACACAUGUCUGGGUAUGCCGACGUCUCGGAGGACUGGGACAUGGACGAUGACAUGCAUUCUGAAUGCUGA
Messenger RNA from Colletotrichum chrysophilum, 2367 nucleotides. RefSeq lists its product as uncharacterized. NCBI's taxonomy places the organism in Eukaryota, Fungi, Ascomycota, Sordariomycetes, Glomerellales, Glomerellaceae. Gene Ontology annotation, cellular component: nucleus. Bases 1 to 2367 code for a protein of 788 amino acids. The transcript has 5 exons. The record is from RefSeq and is a predicted model, not a curated record. Gene Ontology annotation, biological process: proteasome-mediated ubiquitin-dependent protein catabolic process. Gene Ontology annotation, molecular function: protein binding; protein-macromolecule adaptor activity.